AUGCUACUGUCAAGCUUGAGUUCGGAGCAAUCCACUAGCGCAGCCAAAUUCAUAUGUGUCUGUAGCAAGCACAAUUUCGGUCGGCCCCACACAAUUUCGAGAACAACAUGGUAUGAGCACCUUCAACAGGCAAAAAUGAUGGAAGAGAAAACCAGAAUGCAGGCUGUGCAUCAUGGAUCCAAUGAAGCAGCUCCUUCUGCUACUCGUCGUGCUGCAAUAGCACAGGAACUCGCAAAGCGAUCCCGAGAGAUAUCUGAUGCUGAACAUGUUCGACAUCGGAAGCGCACACGCAGUACAGUGCUGGACUUGUUACCUGAGGCUGAAGAGCACAUGGGCCGCCUGCAAGUAGAUGAAGACACAAUAACUUUGGGCGAUGAUUUUGAGUAUGAAAUCAACUUCGAACACAGGAGGAAGCCUAAUGUUGAUGUCGAGCACCUCGCUCAGAGCGCAGUUUUCCCCAAAAUCAAGGACGCCAUGGAGUUUAUCCUCCUCUUGAAAAAUGCUUCAUUGGAUGACCCCAUUUCUAAGCUGUUGGAUGAUGCACUCGACAGGCUGCGCAACCCACCACAAGGUCCAGUCAACAUUGAUCAACCUGGUAUCCAUCACAGUAUCUUGGUGUAUUUAGCACUUGAACAUGGUAUCCUGAGCUUCUAUGCGGUAGAAAAGUUGAUAUUGAAAUAUGCCGGUGUUGAGUCAAUCAACCACGACAUGUGCCCAAAUACGUGCCUUGCCUAUACUGGCCCAUAUGCCCACCUUGACAAUUGUCCUAUCUGCGAUGCACCUCGUUGGGAUCAGGCACGACUACACUCAACAAACAGACAUGUCAAGGUCGCAGCGCAGAAGUUUUCAACUAUACCCUUAGGCCCCCAGCUGCAAUCAUUAUACCGUCAUCCAGACAGUGCUCACAACAUGCGUUACCUUCAUGAAUGUACGCAACAAGUUCUUGAGGAGCUCCGGACAACUGGCAAGAUUUCUAUCAUAGACGACAUUGCUAUGGGGUGGGAUUAUCUUGGCGCCAUCGCUGAUGGAGAAAUCAAAGAGAACAAUAUUGUUCUCAUGGUGUCUCUCAAUGGGGCACAGCUCUAUGAGAGCAAAAAUUCAGAUUGCUGGAUGUAUGUUUGGAUUAUCGUAAACCUCUCACCAGACAAGCGUUAUCGAAAAAUCCACAUACGUCCAGGUGGCUUCAUCCCAGGACCAAACAAGCCAAAAAUUCUCGACUCUUUCCUUGUCGUUGAUCUAUACCUCAUAUUCACAACUGCAGAUGGUCCCGGAUUGGUAUAUUGGGAUGGUAUGGUGGGGCACAGUGGGAAGAAUGGCUGUCGCUUGUAUUGUGAAAUAACUGGCAGGCGAAAGACUCGCGGAACACACUACUAUCCUGCCCUCCUCAAGCCACGUGAUCGAUGUGUUGCAGGAAGUGACCAUGGAUCUGACAGUUAUGCUGACAACUUGCGUCGGCUUGUUGCAUCACUGAAUCAGUGUCAGUGGGAGAUUCGCAAGACAGAGACUGGUCUUACCAAGCCUCUAUUAAUUCUCAUCCCUCAUUGCAUGACAACCAAUGUCAUGCACCUUGCAGGCAAUCUCAGCGAGCUAUUACUUGGUCUCUGGCGUGCCACGAUUGAUUGUGGUCCAAGCAACAACACCAACACUUGGGAUUGGGCUGUACUCAAAGAUGGAGAGGUUUGGGACACCCAUGGCAAAGAAGUCGAGUGGGCAGGGCCAUAUCUUCCAGGAUCAUUUGAUCGAAAACCUCGCAAUAUCGCUGAAAAGCUCAACACUGGUUACAAGACCUGGGAAUUCCAGGUAUACACCUUCGGACUUGGCCCCACCCUACUUCAUGGUAUCCUACCUGAGUUGUACUGGGCUAACUACUGUAAGCUCGUGCGGGGAUUCCAGUUGAUGUGCCAGCACUCCAUAACUGCCGAAGAUCUUACAAACACCCAUAUCCUUCUUUGCACAUGGGAACGCGAGUUCAAGAUGAUCUAUUAUCAACUCAAGGAGGACCAACUCCAAUUUGUUCGACCAUGCAUUCACCAGAUGAGUCACCUUCAACCCUCCAACCCUUAUGCUAACCUUUCGAAAGAAGGUGUGUGCAGCGCUGUCAAGUCAAUACCCUCCUGUCCAUUAUGCCCUGAGCUCAAUGAACCUCCCAAAGGUCUUCCGAUUGGAGCUGUUGACUUAGGAGAUGGAUAUGCACUGCUUCGCAAACAUGCUAGAUAUGCUAUAUGGGCUCGCCUCCUUCUACCUAAUGGCCAAGUGGCACGUUCGGCAUGGAGGGAGAAUCUCAAAGCACUCGAGCAAAUUUUGGCUGUUGAAGCAAACAUUCUGGAUGAUGCAGAUUGGCGUUUUGCAGAUGUUGCAAUCAUCCAGCUGUACUCUCUUCCUGACGACACCCUCCUCCAACUCUCCUCACAGACAGUAGCCUCCUGCUCUCACCUUGACGAUCUCUGUGUUGUUCCUGUGAAGAAGAUCAUCAGUGUUGUAGCAAUGAUUCCACAUAUGCCCAAACUGCCCUCUGGUGUUAUCGAGGAGUGCUUUUUCAUGUUAGAGAAGCCUGGAUUACAGAUUUCAAACCUGGGAUCAACCACAUUGACGAGGAUGACAAUGACAACGAUGUAG
Suillus discolor is the source of this 2616-nucleotide messenger RNA. RefSeq lists its product as uncharacterized. Bases 1 to 2616 code for a protein of 871 amino acids. The record is from RefSeq and is a predicted model, not a curated record. The transcript has 9 exons. Lineage: Eukaryota; Fungi; Basidiomycota; Agaricomycetes; Boletales; Suillaceae.